GGCUCUUAUUGGUAACAUUGGCCGGCAACAAAAUGGCGACCUCAUUUUACUGGGAAAGUAAAAUCAAAGAAAAGUUCGAUGUUAACAUUAGACUAUUGUGCGUGACAUGUAAAUAAUAAACGAGAUUGUGUUUAUAUAAUAUUAAAGGAACUAGUUUGACCUUCAAAGGACAAUAUACAUUGAAUAUUCGAUGAGAUUUCGGUGAUACGUUUCUGACAGCAUGUCUGCAAUGGCCGAUGACUCUACUUCUCUGCCAAAAAGGCGUCAAUUGCGAGAAAGAACUCGAAAGUUAUAUACAGAUGACUGGACCAUAGGCGAUGAGGAAAUUGAGGGUCGUAGGACUUUCCAACUCGACGAAAAAAUCGAGUGUGAAAGAUACAACCUUAACAAUUUCACUGGGUUAUUCCGUGAAAUGGCAGGUUCUGAAUUCAAUUUAGCAUACCUGCAAAAGCAUGGUCUGAGCAUACCAUUGCUCUUUAGGGAUAAAUCUGGAUUGGGAUUAAGAGUCCCAAGUACAAAUUUUACUGUGAAUGAUGUCAGGACUUGUGUCGGUUCAAAAAGGAUAUUGGAUGUAAUGGAUGUUAAUACACAGAAGAAUGAAGAUAUGACAAUGAAAGAAUGGCAGAAGUAUUAUGAAGAUCCCAACAAAGAGCGACUAUUAAAUGUAAUUUCAUUAGAGUUCAGUCAUACCAAGUUAGAAAAUUAUGUGCAAUCACCUGAAAUAGUGCGACAGGUUGAUUGGGUAGAUGUUGUAUGGCCAAGACACCUAAAAGAAGCACAAGUGGAAUCUACAAAUCUGUUGGAAGAUAUGAUGUAUCCAAAAGUGCAAAAGUAUUGUCUCAUGUCUGUAAAGGGUUGUUACACAGACUUUCAUGUUGAUUUUGGUGGAACCAGUGUUUGGUAUCACAUUUUAAGAGGCGGUAAAAUAUUUUGGCUUAUUCCUCCUACUGAAAAGAAUUUGACUCUUUACCAAGAAUGGGUAUUAAGUGGUAAACAAUCUGAUGUAUUCUUUGGAGAUAUGGUAGACAGAUGUGGUAGGAUAACUUUAACAGCUGGCAUGACUUUGUUUAUUCCAACUGGUUGGAUUCAUGCUGUGUAUACUCCUCAAGACUCUUUAGUAUUUGGUGGAAACUUUUUACACAGUUUUGGUAUUGAAAAACAAUUAAAAGUUGCGCAAGUAGAAGAACAUACAAAAGUGCCACAAAAAUUCAGAUAUCCAUUUUUCACCGAAAUGUUAUGGUAUGUUUUGGAGAGAUAUGUUCAUGUUCUUCUAGGCAGAAGUCACUUAGAUAUUUCUGAAUCACAACGUCAACAUUCAGUACCACAACACCACCAACAUGUACAUUUAACACCAUUUGAAUUGCAUGGUUUAAAAGCAAUAGUUAUGUAUCUACAUUCACUACCUUCUACGAAGAAGAAUGUGCCUGAGCUAAUUCGUGAUCCGGUUGCCUUAAUUCAUGAUGUUCGAUGUCUAGUAGAGCAACAUAGACAUGAUAAUCCAGAAGCAGCUGUAACAGGGAAUGCUGUUUUACCAUCUCCACCUCCCUUGACAAUUGCUGAAAGAGAACGCUUGAGGAUAACUAAGAAAAGUUUUACAAAGAUUCAGAGACAUCACUCGCAAGAAAAGUCUGAAAGAGCUUUUCCGCGACGAAGGCGUACUAGAUGUAAGAAGUGCGAAGCAUGUACAAGAACUGAUUGUGGAGAAUGUAUGUACUGUCAAGAUAUGGUAAAAUUUGGUGGAAGUGGUCGUGCCAAACAAACGUGCUUAAUGAGGCAAUGUUUGAGGCCUAUGCUUCCAGUUACUGCAGCUUGUAAAGUUUGUCGAUUAGAUGGUUGGGGUCAACCGCCUGCACCGUUAAUGGGAAAGCCAACACCUACAGCUUCGUCAAGUUUAGUAGAAUGCUCGAUAUGCUUCGACAUUGUACAUCCUGAAUGUAUAGGACUGGAUCCACAAACCAUAACCGUUAGCGACGAUUUACCGAACAGUUGGGAAUGUCCCGAGUGUUGUGAAAGUGGUCGAAAUCUAGAUUGUAGACCACGGCAACCUAAGGCUCGUGCUCGAAAACUUUCCGUAUCUAGUGCAGCUUCAUCAGCACUCACAACAGAUUCUGAAAGGGCUACCACACCAAGUAAACGUUCAAGACCCGAUCCCAGCGAUGCAUGGAAUGACAGAGAACCGGCUGAGGGUGAACAGCGAACAGCUUUGCGUACACAAUUAGCUGUACAAUUAACUGGUUCAAGUAGUAAGUCAUUGAAGAGGCCCCACGUGGUGGUUAGGCCUGUUCCACUUCCGCCUGUUCAAAGACCAGGGCCCGAUUUUAAUGGACAAUCUUUAGCAUAUGACAAGACAGCAUUACUUGCUAUUUUUAGAUUUUUAAAUAUAAAGGACCUGGCGAAUUGUGCCUUGGUUUGCCGUACAUGGGCCAGAUAUAGUAUAGAUCCUAGUUUGUGGAGAAAAUUGGAUAUGUCUCAUUCCCAUCUAACAGCUUUACACUUAACUGGUAUAAUACGCCGCCAACCGGAAAAUCUGUCCCUUGACUGGACAAAUGUUACUAAAAGACAAUUAGCUUGGCUAUUAAGUAGAUUACCACAGCUCAGAACAUUAUCUUUACAAGGUUGUACGUGGACUGGAGUCUGUGCUUUAAGAACAUGCACUUGUCCACCACUUGUUACCUUAGAUCUAAGUCAUGUAUCUGGACUAAAUGAUUCAAGUUUGAGAGAAGUGCUCAGUCCACCUACAGAUUCGAGGCCUGGUCUAAUCGAUAAAACUUCAAGAUUAAAACAUCUUAAAAAUUUAUCUUUGGCUGGAUGUGAUAUAACUGAUGUAGCUUUGAGAUAUAUAGUUCAACAUUUACCUUAUCUGGAGACACUAGAUCUUUCUUCUUGUGGUAGAGUUACUGAUGCUGGUGUAGCUCAAUUAGCGACUCCACCAGCGCAAUCAGUGACGAACCUGGCAUCAUUGAAUUUGGCAAACUGUAGAUUACUUACAGAAGCAACAUUAGAUCAUUUGGCGAGAUGUAAAGUGCUUAAACGUUUAGAUCUUAGACACACUACUCAAGUCUCAACUCAAUCUGUAAUUAAGUUUGCUGCAAAAAGUAUUCAUAAUUUGCAUGUAACUGAUGUUAAAUUGGUAGAAGAAAAGAAAUUUAAAGCAGAAGUUAAAGUUACAUGAAAACAUGUAUUUUUUCUUUUUUUUUUUUUUUCCUUUUUUUAAACUGUUACGAAGACUUUCGACAAGUGCAAUUUGGUUACCGUGUAAAACCAUAAGAAAUGGCAAUGAACUUAGUACUGGACUUCAAUUAAUAAUUAUUUAUUAUCACAAAAACCCAUUAACACUAUAUCGCAUCUUCAUAAUAUAAGAGAAUGGACCUGACUAGUAUAGGAUUUCUAUUUGAUAAUGUUCAGUUUUAUCGAUGUCACCGUGCAAUCUGGGCGAAGAAAAAAAAAAGGAAAAUACUGCUUAUAUAUGAUUUAAAAUGACCAAAAUAUUUUUUAUGUUCUGCUUUUUAUUAUGGUAGAUGCUGUCUUCCUUUAUGCCUGGAUAGCUCUGUGCAUUCUUCAGAAGUAUUUUCACGAAUACAGGAUAUUAAAUAAGUAAUGCAGAUUCUAAAAAAAAAUAUUUAUAAGAGACUAAUACAAACCUACACUAGUUGAAUCUAAAAUACGUCGAAAUAUAGCAAUGGUUAGCAUUCCUAAUACUAAAAUUGUAUAAAAGCGAAAUAUUAGGUUCUACUAACCUUGCCAAGCAAGAAAAUCAUUACUCGCUUAAUAUUCAGUAUUCUAUGAAAUCGAAAUAUAAUACUUACAUCGAUAUGGAAAUUUUUACUGUCGUACUGCUGAAAAUGCGAACGUUCAGUAUUUAUUUUGUAAUUCUAUGUGGAUGUAAAAAUACAAAUGCGGGUAAAAAACAUAUUAACAUUCAUACUCUUAUGAAAAACUCAGCAGAUUAAUACACCGACGCUAUCAUUCGCCGAUAUAUUGCUACAAAAGAAGAGGUAUAUUUAUUUCUGCUGUGUUUGGAUAGGUGUCCAACAUGAAGAUUACUAAUUCAUUCAAAAGUUACAAAAGUAAAGCAGUUUGUUGACUAUGUAAACUCAUACCCUAAUUAUAAAAACGAAAACGCGCAAUGAAACGUAUUCGAUUAUACUAUUUCAUAUUAGAUACAUAAUUAACGUUAUACUGAAAAACAUGUAUAUUACACAAAUGUUUUAAUUUUCGACGCAAGCUAUGUUAAACGUAAUGUCGAAUGUUUUUAUGUAAACGAAUGUAUAUACGUAAUUUCUUUUUUUUUUUUAAUAAAUUUACUUCCCAUUUUAUUUUGUUAGCGUACAUAUUAUGUAUGUAAUUUAAGAGUGAUAAUAAUACCGAGCAAUAAGAAUUUAAUUACCUGCACUUUCAAACUAACUCUAGCUGUAUAAUUAAAGUAUCUCACAUUGUUUGUAUCAUCUCUGUGAAAAUAUCUUCUAAAGAACACGAUUUACCCGUGAUUAAAAUUCAGCAUAUUUUUUUCAGUUUAGCUUCGGUGUAAUCAGUUUCACUAUACUCGUUAUUGUCAGAUUGUUUAUGACGAGUAAAAUUUUUAUAAAUGGAACAGGUUUUAGGAGCAUUUAAGAUACAAAUAAUGUUCUAAAACUAUAACACUACUGUAUAUAUAUAUAGAAUAUGUAACCCAUUGGAAAACAAUAGUGAUAUUCUGAUUUUUCAAAUAUAAUUUUGAAUUUUAAAAAUACCGCCAUCAUCUUCGCUCAUUUAUUUUCGGCAUUUUACAUUCCUUUUCUAAUUGUAUUAGCAGAAAUGUCGAUGCAACAGAAAAAUAGGAAAAAAGAUAUUGUUGAAUAAACAUAUAAUUAUGAAACAAAAAUUUGAUAUAUUUGUUAACGAUGAUGACUAUACGCUUGUAAUGUAAACUAUAUGCAAGUGAAAUGUUUGCGACGCUAGUGUAAGAAGCAUCACUAGGGAUUUUAUCAUACGUCAUGUUAGAUGUAGAUUCGAAAUAUUGUCAAGAGAUCAUCAACAGAAGCUUGUCUCGUGUUUAAAGGUUGCGACGAUAUCGAGAGAGUCAAUCAGUACAAGCUGGGACACUCUUAAAGGUACUAAUCUUCAGUAUUUUCGUGCUUACGGAAAUUCGAUAAAUGUUCGUCCAAGUGACCAAAAUUUUCAUCGUGGAGGCUUAAAAAUGAGCGAAAAUAGCGAUAAGA
Molecule: messenger RNA, 5198 nt
Organism: Bombus terrestris (buff-tailed bumblebee)
Lineage: Eukaryota; Metazoa; Arthropoda; Insecta; Hymenoptera; Apidae
Product: jmjC domain-containing histone demethylation protein 1
Exons: 8
Coding region: 221-3172 (983 amino acids)
Biological process (GO): regulation of transcription by RNA polymerase II; protein demethylation
Molecular function (GO): transcription coregulator activity; histone demethylase activity; zinc ion binding
Source: RefSeq, a predicted model, not a curated record